Molecule: messenger RNA, 1489 nt
Organism: Heterotrigona itama
Lineage: Eukaryota; Metazoa; Arthropoda; Insecta; Hymenoptera; Apidae
Source: the annotation of a GenBank genome assembly
AUAUUUUUGUUUAAGUUAACAUCUUUAAAAAUAUAUACAGCAAUUUAAAAGCAACACAAAAACAUUUGACGAUUGAAAAACGCGGUAAAUGUGUAGGUCGAAGAAUUUUACUAGCUUUAGAGUGGCAGAAAUGCCUGGAUUGAAUUUGAAGCAAAUUUCCGUCCUCUGUUGAAGUUACGCAAGAAAGCAGUCGUGCACCUUUGCCGUCAGGUUUAUUCGAUUUUCAAUCACAUUUCCUAAAAAAGAAAAAGAAUGUUGCGAUUUGUAGGAAGACAAGCAAAUAAUAUCGCAAGAAGUUGUUUGCGACCACGCACUGCAGCUGUAAGUCAAAAUAUCCGUGCUUCGCACGACGAGCCGGAGGAAAGUGAGGAGGAAUUUAACAAGCAAUACGUAAAUUAUCUAAGUCGGCCAAAUAUCGAUCAUUGGGAAAUUCGCCGAGUUUGGAACAAAUUGGCUGGCAUGGAUCUUGUACCUGACCCAGUUAUUAUUUGCGCGGCAUUAAAGGCCUGCAGACGAUUGAACGAUUUUGCUCUUGCUAUCAGGAUUUUGGAAAUUGUGAAGGACAAAUGUGGAAACAGACUUAAUGAAAUUUAUCCUUACAUUCUGCAAGAAAUCAGACCCACUUUAGAUGAAUUAGGUGUCAACACACUAGAAGAACUUGGUUACGAUAAACCUGAAUUAGCGCUUCAAUCCAUUGAUGAUAUACAUUAAUUAUUUAUUUAAAAUUGAUAAACAUAGUAUUUAUGUUUAGAGGUGCUUACCAUUAGAUGUCGUAAAUAAACAAAAAAUCAAUUUCCAAAUCAGGACAAAGAAUAAUUAUUAUCAUGUGUGUUACUAAAUAUCAAUUUUGAUAAAUUUUUACUAUGAUAUGUUACACCUGUUUCAUACACAAAAGCACACUGUUUACGAAUUUAAAAAAUAUAUAAAACAGAUGUUAUUUAUAUAUUGUUUUUCAAGAUUAUUGAGAUAAACAAAACAAAAUGAUAUGUAUGUAUUAUAUUUUAAUUGCAUUGGUUCCUUAUGCUUCUAAAGUUUUAGUAUUUUUCAAGUUCUGUUUUUUCGUUCUUUUCUUUUUGUUCCUUUUUACAUCAAAAGUAACCAAAGCAGAAAGGUGAUACAACAAUGACAUAUGUACAAAUUACAUUAUAAGAUACACAGUGAUAAAGUCAUAUACACAUACAUCUAUAAUUAUCUAAAAUGGUAUUACAUUUUUUUUCCUCAAAUGACAUUAAACUUAAUUUAUGUUCUGUGUAAUUUGUUACAAACAAGAACAAAAUACAACAUGGUCUUACAUGGGAGUAUCAAUAUAUUACAUCUUGUAAUGGCCAUAGUUUUAAAAAACAAUAUAACAAUUAAUAUCUAGUCAUUGUGAUCUGUUCUACUGAUAAUUAUUAAAUUUAUCUACUUUCUUCUAUAAUGUUAUAAAAACCUUCUUCCUUUUUUUUUUUGGUAUCGUUUAUACUUGGUGUCGAGGGCAGUUUGUUGUUUC